This is a messenger RNA of Penicillium canariense, 1335 nucleotides long. RefSeq names its product O-phospho-L-serine:2-oxoglutarate transaminase. Gene Ontology annotation, biological process: L-serine biosynthetic process. NCBI's taxonomy places the organism in Eukaryota, Fungi, Ascomycota, Eurotiomycetes, Eurotiales, Aspergillaceae. Gene Ontology annotation, molecular function: O-phospho-L-serine:2-oxoglutarate transaminase activity; pyridoxal phosphate binding. Bases 1 to 1335 code for a protein of 444 amino acids. Gene Ontology annotation, cellular component: cytoplasm. The transcript is spliced from 2 exons. The record is from RefSeq and is a predicted model, not a curated record.
AUGCCGACCCGGCAAGAAGUCUCCUACUUUGGAGCUGGUCCAGCUCCCUUGCCGACCCCCGUGGUCGAGGCCGGCGCAAAGGCCUUCGUCAACUUCAACGACUGCGGACUCGGUCUCGGCGAGAUCUCGCAUCGCUCCCCCACCGCGAACAAGAUCCUCGAUGACGCCAAGGCCAACCUAACCGCGCUCCUCGAUAUCCCGGAUAACUACGAGAUCCUGUUCAUGCAGGCCGGUGGCAGUGGCGAGUUCAGCGCUGUCGUCCACAACCUUGUCUCUGUCUGGGUUGAGCGCCGACGCCGCAGGGCUGAGGCCGAGGUGCUGAAGGCCAACCCCGGUGCAGAGAAGGCCCAGGUGGAUGAAUUGGUCUUCCAGAGGCUGCAGAAGGAGGUGGAUGAGGAGCUGAAGCUAGAUUACCUCGUGACUGGAUCCUGGUCGCUCAAGGCUUCGCAGGAGGCUGCCAGACUGGUCGGCUCUAAAUACGUCAACGUCGCUCUGGACGCUCGGAAGACCAAUAAUGGCAAAUUCGGCACGAUUCCCGCUGAGAAUACUUGGUCCUUGACCCCUACCAAGCGUGAGGGUGGCAAGGGCUCUGCUUUUGUCUACUUCUGCGACAACGAGACUGUGGACGGUGUGGAGUUCCAGAGCUUCCCCAAGGUUCUUGAGGCUCAAGGUCAGGACGCAGAGGAUGAGCGCCUCGUUGUGGCCGACAUGAGCUCCAACUUCAUCAGCCGGAAGGUUGAUGUCAGCAAAUAUGCUGUUAUCUUCGGUGGCGCCCAGAAGAACAUCGGUGUCACUGGUAUCACUAUUGCUAUCGUUCGCAAGGAUCUUCUCCCUCCCCAGACCGCGACUCCUCCCGCUGCGCUUCUGCACCGGCUUAACAUCGGCGGCCUCCCCGGGCCCGUUGUGCUCGACUAUGCCACUAUUGCCAAGAACAACUCUCUCUACAACACCCUCCCCAUCUUCAACCUGUGGAUUGCGGGCCAAGUCAUGGCCAACCUCAUGACUGCUUUCGGUGCUCAGAAGGUCAGCGGCCAGCAGCAAAUCGCCGAUCACAAGUCGGACCUCAUCUACGGCGCGUUGGACAAGUACCCCCAGGUGUACCGGGUCGUUCCCGAUAAGAGCGUCCGCAGCCGAAUGAAUAUCUGCUUUCGCGUCUGCGGCGGAGAUGAUGCCAAGGAGAAGGAGUUCAUUGCGGGUGCGGAGAAGCGCCUCCUCCAAGGUCUCAAGGGCCACCGCAGUGUUGGCGGCAUGCGUGCCAGCAACUACAACGCCGUUCCCUUGGAGAACGUCCAGAAGCUGGUGAAGUACCUGGAGGACUUCGCCUCGACCCAGUAA